This is a messenger RNA of Paramecium pentaurelia, 217 nucleotides long. Lineage: Eukaryota; Ciliophora; Oligohymenophorea; Peniculida; Parameciidae. The record is from the annotation of a GenBank genome assembly.
AUGGCAUUCAAUAAAAUUUACAUUAAUAGUUCAAAUUCAAAACUCAAUAAUGAUGAGUUAUAUUCUAAUUUACUUUUAUUUUAGUUUGAUAAAAAAGUUGCUUCUAUUGAAUGAACAAUUAAAUAUCAUCGUCCUUUCAUAUCAUCCUUGGGGAGGAAUACAAAAAAAUAUAACAUAUUAUUAAAUGCCAACUAAAUUAGAUAUUAUAUUUAAGUGA